Molecule: messenger RNA, 6936 nt
Organism: Lachancea sp. 'fantastica'
Lineage: Eukaryota; Fungi; Ascomycota; Saccharomycetes; Saccharomycetales; Saccharomycetaceae
Source: the annotation of a GenBank genome assembly
AUGGGUCCCGAGGCCAGGAAGAAGAAGAAUCAAAAGAAGAAGCAGAAACAGAAGCAGAAGAAAGCAUCCACCCAGCAUGAAGAAAACCCUCCAGUGAUAGAAGAGGAUCCUUCCCAAACUCCCAUUGCCGAACAGAGUAGUGCUGAUAUCAAAGGUGACGUUGAAACUGAAGAAUCGCAGUUGGAAGCCCGGAUUUCUGAAAUCGUUGAUCCAGCGGGUCAAGCUGAAGGGCCACAAAAACCACCCUCUGAAUCAGCCGAUACCGUUUUGGGCGAACAAGAAUUCGCAGGCAACGAUCUAGAGGCGUCUGAUGAGGAUAAUCUGAGUUCCUCGGCGCCUUCACCAAAUGAAAUCGUCGAACCGGUCGGUUCGGAAAAUAAUGCGCUACGAAACCCUCAAGCUGAAGAACCAGCAGAUACAGACAAUGACAUCACUUAUCCUGAGAAAGCAGCAACUGAAAACGCAGUAAUCGAUACAAUGCCUCAAAAGACAUCGGAGAAUGCCGAAAAUUCAUCACAAAGCUCGCUUACAGACCAACCAACACAAAAUCAGGGUGCGGAGCUUGACGAUGAAACUGGUCAAGAUCAGACGGAUGAAACGGGUGUGGUCGAAACAGACUUUGUGCAGGACUUAACCAUCCAUACGGCACCUACGCAAGAAGCGCAAUAUGGUCAAGAUAGUACUGAAGGAAUUAGAAGUGACGAUAAUAUCGAAACUCAUCAAGAGGACAACGGCGCAGCAGGACAGGAGGCAGGACCCGAUGAAAAGAAGCAGGAUGGGGAGAACACUUCAAGGUAUGACAUAGAACCAGUGCCUCUUUCAGACUCUGGAAAUGAUGCUGUCCCCGACCCAGCUUCACAAUUGAGCCAAAGAUCAGAUGUGCCAGAGAUUCAGUUCGACGUUUCCGAGAAAUCGCUGCGCGAUCAAUUUGAGACAGAACUUGGAACUCCUAGUACUGGGAACAUAAUUACAAAGCUCGGUGCCUCUAUGGACUCUGAUGGUUUUCAAACCACAGUCAAAGGCGACGUUGAAGUUGUUUCAGACUCCGAUGAUAAGGAGAGCCGAGGCCCAGGUUCUCUUCCUGCGCCGCCCUCUGUUCUUGAGCAGACUGAAGGUAAUUUGGACGCUGGGGAGAUUCAACCUAGUGCCGCUGAAUCGUCACACUCUCCGGUAUUCGAUUCGGAAGCCAAGGAGAAUUCGAAUCAAGAUGAGGACCUCGUUGACAGAACUUUCUCAACCGAUAGGACCCAUGACUCAAUUGAGCACACGAGCGAUCCAUAUUUCAAACCGAAUGUCGAUCACAGUACAUCUCCCAGCGAAGAUUUCCACGAGCAGGCCGAUUUGAUGAAUCCUCAGCACAGCAACUCCAGCACUUAUGUUAAUGAGAACAGCGAAGGUACUAGUGGUCCAGAGCAAGACGACAACGACAAAACUUCAUCGAAAGCGAAUUUCAGCACUUCGCCUGAGGAACAAGGAUCUGAAUCGCAUUCGGUGGGCGAAUCGUGUGCGAUUGAUGAUGACCUCAUUACCUCUGAUGGGCAUCCAUCUCCUGGUAGAGGACAUUCUGCUGUUGAGGGGAAUGAUUUAGAUCAGCAGAACCUCAAACACAGUGAUGAACUCUUUGCAAGCGAAGUAAAACAAGACAGUGCAGCAUUUCCAUGGGAAGAAGAGGGAGAUGAUUUCUUGAGCCACAUUGGUCAAAGUGAAUCGACGAAUUUGUCGGGUGCUGCCGAUGCUGCAGAGCCUACUCCCCUCGAUGAAACUCCCAAGUGGCUGUCUCAAGAACAAGAUAAAAGUGAGGACUUACUUCCAUGGGAAGGUGGUAAUGAGGAGGUUGAGGAUGUGUCCGUGAUCCGGAACUCUUUGAGCCCUGACAAUGCUCCCAAAAACUUUUCAUUUUUGGACAACGAUGAUGAUCUUUUGGAUGAUGAUGACAGCUUUCUAGAUUCUGAUGAAGAGCUCACAGUUAAUGCAACCACUCUUGAAAGUGACACACAGCAAUCUGCUGUCUCUACUGGUAAUUCUUAUUUACCUCAGUAUGGGAUUGAUAAGCAAUCUCCCAUAAACGAUUUGCCACCUGUACAAUCGAAAGUUGUUAGUGGCUCCCCCGCAGCUCAUAUUGUUACUGGCGCUAAGACAUCAACGAUGAGUGAGAAGAAAACCACAAAAUACGGGCCUUCGACAAAGAUCGAUGUGGCUCCUGUUUCUCAAAUACCUUCCAUCUCAGUUACUCCGCAAAUACAUCCAUCGGUAUCCUCGAUACGUCCGCCAUUACCCGAGUUCCAACCCGCUCAAAACAUCAACAAGAAGCUAGACGAAGAGAAAAAGAAGUCAGAUGCGUACGAUUUUCCUUUGGACCUUACUAGUCGCAAGCCUAAUAAGAUUAGACAGCCGAAGCCCUUUGGCUCUGUGACUUCUGUAGUAUCUUCGAGUACUUCUUCCAUUGCAUCUCCAAAAGUAUCAAGUGCUGUAUUGAACAGUGGAGCCUCCAACGUCGGUAUUGGGCCUUCUUUUCCAGUCAAUCAUAACGCAGCUAUACCAGGUAAAAAUCAGGGGCAAUCGGCGCCUCCAAUGCGUGCUGCGAUUCCAUCAGGGCCUUAUCCGCGCCCUGCAGAAGCGUCCAGAGUAAGCCCUGUUGAACAGCCUCAAAAGGGUCCAUACAUGCCGUUGAUGGCAAAUAACAGCGCUAGCGUCCCGCUACAGUCAUCUUCAAGCAGGUAUGCACCUUCAUCAGCAAAUGCUGAACCUCCUAAGCGAGCAAACGUCAUUAGUCCAUAUGCACCCCAGACUGCCCGCGCGAGAGCUUUUAGCAAUGUAUCAAAUGGAAGUGCAGGUUCAUUCGGUAGUUCGAAUGGCGCUGGUCACAUCCCCUUGGCGUCGCAGUUCAAUAAACAAGGCAUGAACAAGGUUUUGGGCGGCGACCAGUAUCCCCGUCCGGAAGCGCAAGCACCUCUGGUCCCUGCUCUGAAAACGAUUGGGCUCCCAACUACUGGAACUCAGGCCCUAUCACCCAAUGCUCAAAAGAGAAGUCACGCCCGUUCUAACUCCAGCGUUUAUGCACCAGCCUAUUCUUCCAAGUAUGCGCCCACCGUUCAGCCCCAAUUUCACCUGCCUUCACAAGAUAAUGCUGAUUUAGGCUAUGCCAUGAAUCCAAAUCAAGGACGUUCGAUUGGGGCCAAUGCAGCACUACAAAGAGCCGAUCUUCCAUCCGCCAUUCACAAACCGACCCGUUCCCCACCGGUAGAUCCGAAUAUUGCGUUUCAUCGACAGUUUCCUUUAUUCAGUUGGGGAAGCUCAUCCAAAGUUGUCUAUGCUCUGCCCGGAACUAGCGCUGCCAAUGGUUUUUUCACAGCAGCCGAGUCAGGCCUCAACAUCCAGAUUUCCAACUAUGAGACGAUAGUCAAAGCAGAUGGCGUUUUCAAGAGCUUCCCCGGUCCAUUGCUCAAAAACCGGACGAAAGUCAAGGAUGUGCAGAAGUGGAUUUCAGAUACUUGUUCAACCUACAGUAGGGAUGAGCCUUUGAAAGAUUUGGUCUUGUACAGAAUCUUGAAUGCAAAAAUUUCGCAGGAGAGUACGGUGGUGGACGUUGCCAAGGCUUUGUACGACUCGGAUGACUUAUUGCCGUUCCUAUCACAGGCACCAUUGAAGAGGAAACCUACCCUCAAUGCUUCUAGAGUAAGCGGAAAUGAGCAACUGAAGGUUUUGGCAGCUCUUCAGACAGGCAAUCAUGACCAUGCAUUAGAGUUAGCGCUCGCCGAAAGUGAUUAUGCACUAGCACUAAUGAUAGGAAGUCUUGUUGGCAAGGACAAAUGGGCAGAAGUCGUUGAGAUCUACCUUGAAGAAGCUUUUUCAACUACGGGCAACGAUAUGACUGAUUUUUCCUCUAGUUUACUAACCUUGCUUUUCCGGGUAUCAGUUGGCAACAGCAAACGGAUCUUUGAGGAAUUGGCGGCAGACCGUUUUAAAGCAAACUGGGCUAUAACUAAUUGGAAUAUGAUUGUCGCGGCGGUCCUCAGUAAUACGAGUCAUCAAUCGGUGAAGCAUCUUCCAGAUAUUUCCCAGUUGCCUCCUGCCACAACAGAGUUCUUGAUUGAGUUCGGUCUAUUCCUACGUCAAGAAGGAUCUCACUUAGGCAGUAUGGCAUGUUUUGUGGCCGCAGAUCUCCCAUUUCUGGACCGCGAACUAGUUCCGGGCUCGGACUUCAAGUUUUGCUCUUUAGGCGCUGAAAAAUCGUGGGAAGGGUUGCUUUUGAGCGAAGUUUAUGAAUACUACCUUACUGUCAGAGACGCCAAGUACCCCGGAUCGGGCUAUUCUCUCCUCGAGAAACUCUCACACGCUUUGGCUCUCAUUGAAUGUGGCAUGGCUGCUGAGGCCUCUAAAUAUGUCGAUGCCGUCACUCAGAGUAUGAAGGCCUUACGGAAGAACAGUACGCUUGCAUGUGCUGUAGAGAUAAGAUUGAAUUUCGUGUCUUCAAGGCUUAUUGGAACAAACGCAGGCUGGUUGGGAAAGCCAAAGUUGAGUCAAGUUUGGGGUCAGUUGGACAAGUCUUUCAACAAAUUCAUUGGUGGUGAUACCGAAGAGCAAUCAAAUGAGGAUUCAAACAAAAUAUUUGAGAACUUCACACCGAGCAACUCUAGAAACGCGUCGUUACUAGACCUAAGCAAGGAGCCAUUACCGUACAACCCUGUCGAGUCUCUCAAUUCCACAAUAACUCCAGCUUUCACUCCGCUGCAAAGACCCCACAUGCACACCAAUGUCUCAUCUGGUGGUUUGUUGAAGGGACGCAAGAGCUCUUCCGUGGCAGAAUCCAAAUACGAUCCUUCUCAUAGCCAAUGGUCUACCACUCCCAACCAAAAGAUGUUGAGCGAAACCUCAACAUCUGCCUUUGAGUCUCCUAUUCAGCCCUUCUAUCACAAGUCACCUGCAAGGUCAAAAGACCAGCUAAUGGGUGCGGCAACACCGCCCCCAUUGUUUUCUUCCACGUCUUCUAAAAAAUACGUUGCUAGAAGGGCGAACCCGGUUGGUGGGGGUGCUGUGGAUGGGGGUGCUGUUGAUGAUGUAGUGACGAGGGUCGAAGCUGAUAAUGGCCCGCAGUCGCACGGCCAACAUAAGCUUAAAAGAGCUUACAGGAGUGAGCGUCCAGUGGACGCUGCUUUACUUGCUGACCUGCAAGCCCCUCCUCCACCAAUAUCCGGAGGCAUCAGUAGCUACAGCAGCAGGCGGAGUUCUGUCCAGUCCAGAAGCAGCCUUCUGUCAAAGUCAUCUGAUGUGCCGCCUUCAAAACAGGCGCCAAUGCUCGCUGCGUCCACAGCCCCAAGUCAUAACAUUGAUGUCGAAAACUCUGGUACAUUGCCAUCAGCUGUUUACGAUCGGGCGUCUUUUGUUGAGCCAUCACAAGAUGGUCAUUUUGGAGCUGAUCAUGGAGAUGGAGACGAUUUGGUGAGUCAAUCCGGAGAAACGCUAAAACCUGAAGACAGAAAAAGGUAUACAGAGAAUCGCAUAGAUGAUCAUCCUGAUGACGGUCACUUGUCAUUUGAAGCUCUCAAAAGUGAGGGAGGCGCACUGUUCGAGACCGAAAAAGACAGCUUGAAGGUAAAAGACCUAGAUGUUGAGGAGCCUAAGGCACAAAUUACUGCAAGACCCGAUGAUGAGCAUAAUAAGCGUUUCGAAAUGGUCGAAAAUUUCAAAGAGAAAUCCUCAUCAAGAGCAGACAGCAUGAAGUAUGUCACAGACCAAGAAACUUCUCAUGCCGCACCUCAAGCUUCGGGCAAGUUGGAAGCAAGUCUCAGUCGAGCAAAAAGCGCGUACGCUCCAGCUAAAGAAGGUAAUAGCAGAGCAAUUUACAAUCGCUACUCACCCUCCACUUCGCAACUUCCGGUGCAAGUUGAUGGAAAUUCUGACGCUGCAAACGGUUUGGGUGAAGGGGUUCCCGACGAGCAGAUCGAUAUGUUUUCAUAUGGAGGCUACAAUGUAGCAAGUGCAGUAUCGACUAAUACUCAAGACGAGCAGAAAGCCCACACAGAUGUUACUGUGACAAAUGAGUCUCCAGGAAUAGAGGGCGCACAACCUGAAGACAUCAAUCGGUCAAGAGUUACAGAACCAGCGGAAAUAGAAACAAAUGCAGGACCUCGAGUUCGGUUGGAGCCGCCCCUAAACAAAAAACUAAACUUGAUGGCCGAUGACGGAGAUGAAUUAUUCACAAGUAACAGUGCUCCUGUUAUUAGACCUUCGUCAAACCCUAGUUUCAAACCAUUCACUCCCGCUUCGACUCCGGGAGCUGAAGAGUAUUAUGAGGACAUUAUAGAAAACGAAUCUGAUGACGAGGAUGAGAAUGAAAACGAAAAGCUGCGGUUGGAGGCUGAAAAGAAAGAAGCUGAAGCUAAAGAGCGGGAAGCAAAGGAGAAAGCUAAAAAAAAGAGGUCAGAGACAAAAACUGACAAGGAUGGUGCUUCUUGGUUCGGUUGGCUGCGUAAAGAUGCAAAUGAGAAAAAACCUGUGAAGGCAAAGUUGGGACAUCAAAACACCUUUUAUUAUGAUGAUAAGCUUCAGAGAUGGGUUAACAAGAAUGCAACUGAGGAAGAAAAACAGCAGAUAUCUGCUCCUCCUCCACCUCCUCCUAUCAUCAAAAAGAAAGAAGAGGGUUCUCCGAAAGUGAAGCCUCGCUCAGGCUCGGUUGCCGGUGGAGCUGCUGCUCGGACUGCUGCCCUAGUACCACCGACAAACCCUUUCAAAGAAUCUGCGGCAUCAUCCACUGAGAAUCCAGGCGCUUCUAGGAGCGCAUCACCAUCCAUGAGCCCAACCGUAAGUCUUUCUGGAAAGAAAGCUAACAACAUUGAUGAUUUGAUGUCGUUGGCGGGCACCGCAGGUAACCAAGGUGGAACCCGGAGAAAAAAGAAGGCAGGCAGAGGCUACGUCAAUGUAAUGAACAAUAUGUAA